Strongylus vulgaris is the source of this 783-nucleotide messenger RNA. The record is from the annotation of a GenBank genome assembly. Lineage: Eukaryota; Metazoa; Nematoda; Chromadorea; Rhabditida; Strongylidae.
AUGUUUAUCCGCGCUCGGUUUGCUGAAAUAUUAGAAUCUGAACUACUGAGUCAGAUUCUUGCCCCUGCAACAUGCAUAGUCGUAUCCGUAACAGCUUCUACCACGCAAGGUAAAUCGUUAGAACCAGAAGAACUGAAUGCUGUGCGGGAGGCGUGCGAUCUCGCUGAGAAACUGCAUACGGACAGGAUUUCGAUGUACCGGCUCAUCGAAGUGCGAAUGUCCUUAAUUGCUCCAAACCUCGUUCACUUGUUAGGAGCAGCUACCACUGCGCUGCUGGUAUCACAAGCCGGUGGAUUGGCCCCUCUUUCAAGAAUGCCCGCGUGCAACAUCCAAGUGCUUGGCCGUCAAAAGCGAUCACUGGCUGGAUUUUCGUCUACCACAGCUCUGCCGCAUGCUGGAUUCGUUUAUUUCCAUCCGCUCGUACAGUCUAUGCCGCCAGAUCUGAAAUCCAAGGCUGCCAAAAUUCUCGCUGCUAAAUGCACCCUUGCUGCUAGAGUUGAUUCACUUCACGAGUCUCCAAAUGGUGCCAUAGGAAUGCAUUUGCUCGACCAGGUUCGGACUAAAAUGGAAAAACUUUUGGAACCUCCACCUGUAAAAGCUAGUAAGGCUUUGCCAAAACCACUGGAUAAAGCGAGCAAGAAGAGAGGAGGGCGCCGUGUGCGUAAGAUGAAAGAGAGGAUGGGUAUGACAGAUCUGCGCAAGAGCGCCAAUCGCAUGAAUUUUGGAGAAUUAGCUGAGGAUGUGCUACAAGACCAUAUAGGGUUUGAUUUGGGUCAAAUUUAA